This is a messenger RNA of Homalodisca vitripennis (glassy-winged sharpshooter), 1076 nucleotides long. RefSeq names its product ankyrin repeat and SAM domain-containing protein 3-like. The coding region runs from base 207 to 989 and encodes 260 amino acids. Gene Ontology annotation, cellular component: nucleus. Gene Ontology annotation, biological process: positive regulation of transcription by RNA polymerase II. NCBI's taxonomy places the organism in Eukaryota, Metazoa, Arthropoda, Insecta, Hemiptera, Cicadellidae. Gene Ontology annotation, molecular function: protein binding; transcription cis-regulatory region binding. The transcript has 7 exons. The record is from RefSeq and is a predicted model, not a curated record.
UAGAAAAUCAAAUAAUCAAGUAUAGCUCUAUCACUAAGUAUUCAAUAUAGCCUCUUUCACCUUAAUUUUUAUAAAUAGCGAUUUUGUUGGCGUUUUAACCCGUGAUAUAUCUUGUUUACUAAAAAAUUUACUCAAUACAUCAACUAGCAUAACCCUAUAGCCGAGGAAACCUCUCAAUAUUCAACCAUAGAAUAUGGAGAUGCAAGAUGGACUUCGAAUCGGAAGUAAAACACGACAUUUACACUGCUUGUAGUUUGGGAGAUGAAAAGCAUGUCCAUGAAAUUUUAGAGAGUUGGCCAGUGGAUGUGAAUGCAAGGAAUGCGGGAGGCUGGACCCCUCUGAUGUAUGCUUGCUGGGGUACACAUGAACGUGUGGUUACAUGUCUGCUGGCUGCAGGUGCCGACAGGAAGAUCCUCAACUUUGAGAACCAAACUGCACUUCAUCUUGCGGCCAAGAGUGGGUCUCUAACCAUUGCUCAGCUAACAUUCCAGAAAGGAAUUGUGGACUUUAUAGACAGCCAAGGGAAAACUGCGUUGUACAGUGCCGUAGAGUUUGGACAUGUGGACAUUGUGGGCUAUUUGCUAUCAGAAGGAGCUGACGUCAAUUACAGUUGCCAGGGCAUGACGCCAUUGAUGGUAGCAGCAGCACAGGGUCAACGCUGCCUAGUGGAGGUUCUGGUCAAACAUGGAGCAAACAAACGAACACGCAACCAGCAAGGGUUCACAGCAAGCCAGCUGGCAGCCAAAAAUGGCCACUUGGAACUGGCUCAGCUGUUAGAUACUUCUGAGCAAGAUAUCUCUAAUUUAGAGACAUUCCUUGAGACCCUAUCACUGGAAAAGUACUGGCCUAUAUUUAAGAACAAAAAUAUCGACUUAAAAUCUUUUCUUAAUUUUUCCGAGGAUGAUUUGAAAUCCUUUGGAAUCAAACUCCUUGGUCCACGGAGAAAGAUGUCCAUUGCAAUCUCUGCUUAUAAAAAAAACCAUCAAUGACAUUUAGUGAAGUAUAACAUUUUAUCCUUGUGUUUAAGUUUUACUAAAUAAUUUAUUACUGUAAUUUUAUUAAUAAACUGUUAAAAC